CGCAGAGCCCGGCUCCCCUCGGCGGCGGCGGGCGGAAGGCCGAGGGCGGCGGCGCCAUGCCCGGCCCGGCGGCGCCGGGGUCCGGCCCCGACCCCGAGGAGAGCUACGACUUCCUCUUCAAGCUGGUGCUCAUCGGGGACGCCAGCGUGGGCAAGACCUGCCUCGUACAGCGCUUCAAAACAGGGGCCUUUGCGGAGCGCCAGGGCAGCACCAUCGGCGUGGACUUCACCAUGAAGAGCCUGGAGAUCCAGGGCAAGCGGGUGAAGAUCUGGGACACAGCUGGCCAGGAGAGAUUCCGAACGAUCACACAGAGUUAUUACCGCAGCGCCAACGGAGCAAUCCUAGCCUAUGAUAUCAGCAAGAGAGGCUCCUUCCUGUCCAUUCCUCGCUGGAUCGAGGAUGUGAGAAAGUAUGCUGGUUCCAACAUUGUGCAGUUACUGAUUGGAAAUAAGUCUGACCUAAGUGACCUUCGAGAAGUUCAGCUGGAAGAAGCUCAGAGUCUGGCUGAACACUAUGAUAAUAUCAUCUGUGCCAUAGAGACCUCUGCAAAAGACUCCAGCAACGUGGAGGAGGCUUUUGUGAAGAUGGCUACAGAGCUCAUGAUGAGGCAUGGAGGCCCAAUGUUCAGUGAGAAGAAUACUGACAGCAUCAAGCUUGACAGCAAAGACGUUGUAGAAGGCUGGGGGUGUGGUUGCUGAUACGAGCUAGGUGAAAUCCCUGACUUUACUGGAAUUUAGAUGGUGCUUUACCCUAAUGCUGAGUAGCACAGUAGCCAUAUUCUCCUCCUCCUGUGAAACCAGCCAUUUUGUAGAAGUUAGUUAGACACAAUCCUGGUUGCUUUGGUGUUUGUUUUUUUUCUUUUUUUAAUAAGGGGACUUCUGAGAGGUAGUCCUGAAAGUUAGGCCCUUUGUAAAAACAUAAUCAGCAUUUUUCCCUGCCAUUUCCUUUUCUGUAACCAUCAUGCCAGGAACGACAUGGGAAAAGAAACUUUGAACUGGUGAUGCAGGGUAGGAGGCAGAUGGCUGGAAAAGACUGCCUCACAUCCAAAGUACUGAAGCACUUAGCAUGGAAUUGUUGGCAAAGGUUACUUCUAGAAUAGGCACGCUUGACAGCGUCUCUUCAAAUCCUCAGUGCUCCACAAGUGACCAGAAAGCCUAGAAGUGACAAGGAAUGUCUUUGAUAAAGGUAUUUCAGUUUCCAAAAUACCCAUAAUACAGGACCAAAUAGCAGUCAUCUGUCCAAGGGCAUGUGGAUUGCUAGCUAGUAAUGGAACAGGCCCAGGAAGGGCAGCCUUCUCUCAGGUUGGUUUUUUUUUUCCAUUUUCUUAAGUUAUCAUUUUAACAGAUAGCAAAAUCACCCUGAGCGAUAUCACGCUGAUAUCUGACUUGCUGUCAGGCAGGGUUGGACCAGUUCAGUCAUUUUAAAUAUAGUCUUGAGAAGAGGGAAAAUGUAUUGCAUUUGUUACUGUUUGCAGUGAUAACACCCUUUUACUAGUGAGUGUCAUGGAUUUUUUGCCCUCAGGUCUAUUAAUUUCAUUUGAAACUCAAGACCUGCACCACUGGAAACAGGAACUGGAGAAACCUUGAACUGAGUGGUAGCCAUCCCUUGCCACGUGCCUCACGGUCAUACACAGGGUUAAUUCUGGUCAUACAUUUGACAUAAUGUUACCAGAGUGUUUAUUGUUUAAGUGGUGUAAGUAGGAUUCGGUUGAUUUUUAACCAUCUUUUUUAAAUCUAAUCUGGGCAUGUAAUUAGAAAGAAGACUUCCACAUCAGCUGAGAACUGCAUGCAUUGCAGCUUUUUGGUUUUAAGAGUCUAGCAUCUUCAUGAGGGAUUGCCUCCCCCUUUGUAUUCCUCUGCUUCUCUCUCCCUGUCACUAAUUGCUGUUUAUUUCUUAAAAACAAUUAGCAGGGAAAAUCUUUUACUGUUGCUCAAAACUCACAUUAUGAAGUAAAAUAGAUUUCAUAAUCACAUAGUUGUCUUUCAGAUUCAGCUCUGUACUGCACGUUGUAGAUACAGUUGAAAUGCUGAUGGCAGCAGUCCUCCCUGGAUUUACACGUGAAGCACCUCACAAACUCAGAUUAGAAAAAGGAACAGAAGCAGGCUUAUCUUCAGAUCUGCACUUAAAGCAAAGGUGUUCAGAAGUGACAAAUGAUUUUUCCAAUCUAGAUAAUUUAAAGUAGCUCAUUUACAGAAAGCACCCACAUGAAGUGAAGUCACUUUGUUCCUUUUGAAAAUCUUGGAUCUUGACCAGGUGGAUUGGUUUGCUACCAAGGCUACACCUGUUUUCAGCCAUUCAGCAUAUCAGGUAUCAUGAAAGUCUGGAAGACUGAAGAAAGGGCUAUUAGAUCCUAAUUUCAGUGCUAUUCAUUUUCACACAGAAAAUAUUAAAUCAUUCCUUGGUCUUUC
Molecule: messenger RNA, 2408 nt
Organism: Tympanuchus pallidicinctus (lesser prairie-chicken)
Lineage: Eukaryota; Metazoa; Chordata; Aves; Galliformes; Phasianidae
Gene: RAB43
Product: RAB43, member RAS oncogene family
Exons: 3
Coding region: 57-698 (213 amino acids)
Biological process (GO): protein secretion; regulation of exocytosis
Molecular function (GO): GTPase activity; GTP binding
Source: RefSeq, a predicted model, not a curated record